AUGGACCUGGGUUCAGCCUCUGCUUCUUCUUCUUCUUCUUCUACAUCGACUUCUGGUGGGUCAGACUCACUCAAUGGCUUGAAGUUUGGCAAGAAAAUCUACUUUGAAGAUGUGGGUGGUGGAGUGCAGGACAAAUUUGGCGGCGGGCCGCCUUCACUGCCGCCGAAGACCGCCGGACUGCCUCCCCCAUCACCUGCCAAGAAGGGGAGGAGCGGGGUGGUGCAAGGUGGCCGGCCACCCAGGUGCCAAGUAGAAGGGUGUAAGGUAGAUCUGAGUGAUGCUAAGGCUUACUAUUCAAGGCACAAAGUGUGUGGUAUGCACUCCAAGUCCCCAAAGGUCAUUGUUGCAGGCCUUGAGCAAAGGUUUUGCCAGCAAUGCAGCAGGUUUCAUCAAUUGCCCGAAUUUGACCAAGGAAAACGGAGUUGCCGCAGACGACUUGCAGGCCACAAUGAGCGUAGGAGGAAGCCACCACCUGGAUCUUUAUUGUCCACUCGCUAUGGAAAUCUAUCUUCAUCCAUAUUUGAAAACCAUGGCAGAAGUAGAGGCUUUGUGAUGGACUUUGCUACAAACCCGAUUCUGACUGGGAGGGAUUCGACAAAUACAAUGUCUUCUGAACGAGUGGUGGGCAAUCAAGAUACGAUCACAGGAAAGUUUGCACUUUCAUGGCAGGGUGAUUUGCAAAAUCCUCCACCUGAUCUUCUGCAAGGUUUAACAACCCGAACAAGUUAUUUGGGUCCUGGAGUAUCUUUAGAAGAAUGUUACAAUGGAGUCUCGGACUCCAGCAGUGCUCACUCUCUUCUGUCAAAUCAACCGUGGGACUCAAGAAACCAUUCGUCCAGUCAUGGGAAAAACAGUUCAUUUGGUGCCAAUGGGACACCCCUGGUUCAACCGUUGGUUACCCACAGUGCACCCAUUGGUCACUUUUUGUCCUCGCAGGGCAACCAAGUCAGUAGCAGUUUGCAUGAGAUGCCUCCUGAUCUUGGUUUGGGUCAAGUUUUGCAGCCUGGUAACAGUCAGCAUUCCAGUGAGCUCAAGAUUGGCAGCGGACAGUACCAGCAGUCCAGGGGUUUUAAUUCUUCCGUCCAGCAUAUGAACUGGUCACUUUAA
Fraxinus pennsylvanica is the source of this 1107-nucleotide messenger RNA. The record is from the annotation of a GenBank genome assembly. NCBI's taxonomy places the organism in Eukaryota, Viridiplantae, Streptophyta, Magnoliopsida, Lamiales, Oleaceae.